This is a messenger RNA of Cladocopium goreaui, 453 nucleotides long. Lineage: Eukaryota; Dinophyceae; Suessiales; Symbiodiniaceae. The record is from the annotation of a GenBank genome assembly.
AUGACGAAAGAUGAGUGCGAGGCCUUCAAGACCAAGGUCCAUACGGAGCUCAAGUUUACCUAUGCAGACGCGAACAAGAGAUGUGCGUCACUUCCAGAUCUUCACAAGAUCAGAAAUGGAUACUUCGGCUACUUCAAGGAUGAGAGACAUCCUGUCUCCAAGGAGCACGGCUUCACUUAUGAUCAGCUCAAGGACAAUUCUGUCUUCGACCCCAAGAAUCCGAAGGAGACGUUUCACAUCCGCCAUACAGAGGGGAUGCGAAAGCGCUGCGCUGUGCCUCUCCGAACUCGGUGGAUGGUUCGUAGUUCACAGGCCUACGGCUGGCUUCCUCCAAUCGACGAUCCAAAGCUUGGCUUUGGUCGUGGAAAUCUGUACCAUCGAGAUGCUAUGGAUUGCUCCCACAUUAUGGUGGGUGGCAACCGAUCUUCAGCUCCUAUCGCACCUGGCAGCUGA